AUGGAGAAUGCUAAUGCUGAAUUUACCGCAUCAGAGGAAAUGGUAGCGGACUUGCUAAUCAACUGCCCUUUAGCAUGUGUUAUUCCUCUCGGUCCUCCUCCAGUACCACGCGAUGAUCAAACCGAUUUGUCAAGUUUAAGGACUCCUAAGAAUGUGGACAAUAACCCGGUAACCAUCUCUCAGUGGAUGAUUCCUGAUUCUCAGAUACCAAUCCAACUUGGAGUACAACCAACAACCGGACAAAGUUCAACUAAUGAAACUGAACAGCAAGUUGGAGUACAACCGAUAAUUGGCCACAGUUCAAGCGAUGAAACUGGACAACAAGUUCCCGUACAACCAAAUGCGGGCCAAAGCUCAAGUGGUGAGACUGCACAGUUUUCAAACUCUGAAAAACAGAUCAUUGUCCAUCCAGGUGCUGCCCGAGAAAGGAAACCAAGCAAAUAUAACCUGUCCCCUUAUUGUCCCAAUUUCAGCUCAGCGGGUUCUUCUGCCAAAAAUAUCGGUCCUUGCAUUUAUCAGAAAAAACACCCAUUUGUUGACCACCCUAUAAAUGCCCCGUUAGAUACUUCGUUUCUUCAAGAAUAUCAAAAGUGGCUUGAGAAGGAUCUGUUGAAAUCGCAUGACAAAAGGAAGCCAAAUGAAAAUCAUUACAGAAAGAACAAGGAAGGACUCGAUCCUGCGGAUGCCGAACUUCGGUUGCAUUUAGGCGUUACAGCCGUAGCCGACAAAAACUGGUUCUACUUGUUAUCUAUGGAUGGGCAACUUUGGACUGAUGAGCAUAUUGAUGUUAUUUUCUACUACCUACGCAAGAAGGGGAAGUAUCACAAUAACAACAACUAUAGAUUCACCACUGCCAGCUGUAUUUUUCACACUUUAGUUGCUGAAAUUUACAAAUCUUGGGAAAACCCUGAUUCAUCCACAUGUGUCGCCAGUAACGAAGAUGAACUGUGUGAGUACAUUAACGGGCACAGGCUGUUGGCUAAUGUACCAUGA
Messenger RNA from Lycium barbarum (goji berry), 993 nucleotides. RefSeq lists its product as uncharacterized. Lineage: Eukaryota; Viridiplantae; Streptophyta; Magnoliopsida; Solanales; Solanaceae. The record is from RefSeq and is a predicted model, not a curated record. Bases 1 to 993 code for a protein of 330 amino acids. The transcript is spliced from 3 exons.